Molecule: messenger RNA, 333 nt
Organism: Spirometra erinaceieuropaei
Lineage: Eukaryota; Metazoa; Platyhelminthes; Cestoda; Diphyllobothriidea; Diphyllobothriidae
Source: the annotation of a GenBank genome assembly
AUGCCUCAGUAUGGAGCAAAGACCUGGACGGUAUACACAAAGCAGGCACGCCGAAUCAUCCUCGGUUGUCUUCUUCGUAUACUGAAGCUGAGUUGGCAGGACCGAAUCCCAGACACUGACGUACUGGAGCGGACGGGAUUCCUCAGCGCCUACAUCAUGUUGAGUCAACUGCAACUGCGCUGGAGCGGCCAUCUCAUGCGGAUGGACAACGAACGGCUACCCAAACGACUCUUCUAUGUAGACGUCGUUACAAGCUUCCGCCGCCAAAGAGGCCAAAUCCCUCGAUACAAGGAUACUCCGAAGUCCUCCCUGGAGUGUCUGCAGUUCAACUAG